Molecule: messenger RNA, 435 nt
Organism: Aspergillus ibericus CBS 121593
Lineage: Eukaryota; Fungi; Ascomycota; Eurotiomycetes; Eurotiales; Aspergillaceae
Exons: 1
Coding region: 1-435 (144 amino acids)
Source: RefSeq, a predicted model, not a curated record
AUGGGUGAACGGAUGGAAGCUGGGAAGAAUGGCAACCCGGCCAGGGGGCCUGUUUAUAUCAACCCCAUCAACACUCCGAUGGAUCCGCUGUGGGGAGAUAUUGCAGACUGGCAGGCAAUGAACGACCAAAAUAGAUACUAUCUGGAACACGGGGCGGAGAGGAAGGGAUCUCAUUGGCAGGGUUUCAACUGCGGGUGUCGAUCGGUUGUCAAGGUGAUGCAUCGCAUUGCCGGACCUGAGAGGGAUAUCCGGGGUGCCCCAAUGGAGAAACACGCGCCCAGCGGGGAUGUUGAGACGAGUAACUACUCUCGCGCGAUGGUCGUGGCCACCGAAUCUGAGCCUCUUCCUGCCAGAUUGCAGCAGCAAGCAACACAGCAUAGGGAUGCACAAGCGGGAUGCACGGUGAAUGACUCAUCGGAUGCACAAGUCACCUGA